AUGACGGAUGAAUGUUUUACAACAUGUAAGAGGGAGGUUCUUACUUUAAAAUGGCUCCUAAGCAUCUCUUUCUUGCCUCCUUUCUUCUUUUGUCACUACUACUUGUUGCUUCCGCAAGCGACUACUACACCCCUUCAACCUCAUUACAAGAAGUCUGAAUAUACCCCAUCACCUGCUUACUAUAAGAAGCCUGAAUACACCCCAUCACCAAUAUAUUAUAAGAAGCCUAAGUACACUUCAUCACCAGCUUACUAUAAGAAGUCUGAAUACACCCCAUCACCUGCCUACUACAAGAAGCCUGAAUACACCCCAUCACCAACAUACUACAACAAGCUUGAAUAUACUCCAUCACCACCUUACUAUAAUAAACCUGAAUACACCUCAACACCAGCUUACUACAAGAAGUCUGAAUACACCCCAUCACCAGCAUAUUACAAGAAGCCUGAAUACAUCCCAUCACCAACAUACUAUAAGAAGCCUGAAUAUACCCCAUCAUCAGCAUAUUACAAAAAGCCCGAAUACAUCUCAUCACCAACAUACUAUAAAAAGCCUAAAUACAUCCCACCACCAACAUAUUACUAG
Molecule: messenger RNA, 582 nt
Organism: Amaranthus tricolor (Joseph's coat)
Lineage: Eukaryota; Viridiplantae; Streptophyta; Magnoliopsida; Caryophyllales; Amaranthaceae
Product: proline-rich protein 3-like
Exons: 2
Coding region: 1-582 (193 amino acids)
Source: RefSeq, a predicted model, not a curated record